This is a messenger RNA of Eubalaena glacialis (North Atlantic right whale), 4914 nucleotides long. RefSeq names its product centrosomal protein 68 (gene CEP68). NCBI's taxonomy places the organism in Eukaryota, Metazoa, Chordata, Mammalia, Artiodactyla, Balaenidae. The transcript has 8 exons. The coding region runs from base 155 to 2443 and encodes 762 amino acids. The record is from RefSeq and is a predicted model, not a curated record.
GGACUCCGGCGGGAGGGCGGCAGUGUCCACUUAGGAAUCCCGUUUCGGGGCCGCUGCGUGCGGCUGCUUUCGCCCCCGGCCCGGUCCGGGAGUCCGAAGGGUUUGAGGCGCGGGAGCUGAAGCUUCAGCAGAGCCCUGAUCUAGGAACAUCUCGAUGGCCCUGGGAGAAGAAAAGGCAGAGGCAGCCGUGGACGCCAAGGCCCCGUGCCCUGGGGGGUGGAGCUGCCCGGAGCAGGAGCUGGACCCUGCAGGGCCUGCGCACGGGGAGCAGCCGCCCCACCUGGAAGCCGAGGGGGAGCCUGCCUCCCCUGUCGGGGGUGCCCAGGGGCUCCCUGCCUGCCACGGUGGGGCUGGCCCUAGCCCCUCGGGAGCCUGCCAGCUGCAGGCCAACGGGGCCAGCAGGGAGCCGGCAGCGGGUGGGUCUAAGCCGGCUCUCAGUUCCCUGCUUCCCCCUGCCAGCCUGGGGACUGGAGAUUUGCACUCCAUGAGAAGCCAGAUGGAGGAGACUAGGCUUUCUGCCUCAGAGGAGCUACCUCAGACUCGCACCAUUCCCAGAACCACCGCUCUUUGCUCAGGACAUGAUGCCGACACUGAAGAUGACCCGUCCCCAGUGGAGUCGCCGCAGGUGCUAGACCACAGCCCACAGUCUCACAUCUCGGGGUUCCCGUUCCCGUCAAGGUGGAGGUCCGCCGUGAGCCCAGGUGCCACUGCGCCUCAGUCUUCCAGCUGCAGCGUCUCUGCCUCAUCCCCGGGCAGCAGCCUCCAGGGUCACCAGGAGAAGGUGGAGCCUCAGAGUUGCUCCCUUGCCAAGGUCUCCUCCUCCCUGGAGCUGGCUGUGCCGCCGUCGGCCCCCUCGGUGGUGGGGCUGGGGCCUCGGUUCCAGUGGUCGCCCCAGCCAGUGUCCUCAGGGGGCGAUGCUCCCGGGCUGGGCAGGAGGCGCCUCUCCUUCCAGGCCGAGUACUGGGCCUGCGUGCUGCCGGAUUCCCUGCCUCCCUCCCCUGACCGCCACUCCCCGUUCUGGAGCCCGAAUAAAGAAUAUGAAGACCUACUGGACUAUACUUACCCCCUCAGGCCCGGGCCUCAGCUCCCAAAACACCUUGACAGCCACGUGCUGGCUGAGCCCGUCCUGCAGGACUCAGGUGUAGACCUGGAUAGCUUCUCCGUCUCCCCAGCAAGCACUCUGAAGUCACCCACUAAUGUCUCGCACAGUUGCCCACCAGCAGAGGCCGCUGCCCUGCCGUUCUCAGGGCCCAGAGAGCCGAUCUCUAAGCGGUGGCCCUCUGGAGUACCCCAGAAGCAGGGCAGUGUGGGGUUGGCAUCUUGUAGCCCCCUUGCCUCUACCCCCAGAGCCCCAGGCAGUAGGGACACUCCUUGGGAGAGCAGAGAGCCAGCCCUGAGGGGCAUGAAGCACUGGCCACCUGUGGGCAAGCACCUUGAGCUGGGCUCUCCCCACCUGAGAACACGGGACAGAGGGUGGCCCUCACCCAGGCUGGAAAGGGAGAAGGGGGCCAGCCAGGGUAUCGGGCGCUUCGCCUGCACGGAGUCUGGAUGGAAACCACAAGAGGAGGUGGAAAGUGAUGACGAGUAUCUGGCCCUGCCCUCUCGGCUGACGCAGGUGUCUAGCUUGGUGUCGUAUCUGGGUUGCAUUCCCACCUUGGUGCCCCUGCCCACUGAUGCUGCCGAAGGGCAGAGAUCCCUGGACGUGUCAGACAGUGAUGGGCCAGUUUCCCUCCCGUCGGACUCCAGCCAAAGCCAGCUUCCCUCUGGGGCUGCCCUCAGAGGGUCCCGAAGCCCUGAGGACCACAACCACUGUUUGCUGCGCUCCUUCAUCCGUGCAAGGGGCUCAGCGGGAGAGGGCGGUCUGGUGAGCAGCCAGGCCCUGGGGGUCUCCUCUGGACCGCUGAGAACACGCGCCUCCUUGCCGGCGAUGUUGGACCAGCGGGCAUUCUCGGAUCCAGAUGCCGAAGGGCAGCCUCCCAGGAGAGGAGGAGAGCAGGGAAAAGAGUCGCUCGUGCAGUGUGUGAAGGCAUUUUGCUGUCAGCUGGAAGAGCUGAUCUGCUGGCUGUAUAAUGUAGCAGACGCUGCUGACCACCUGACUGCAUCCAGGUCCAGCCUUACAGGCCUCAAGUCUUCUCUGCAGCUUUACCGGCAAUUUAAGAAAGAUAUAGAUGACCACCAGUCCCUGACGGAGAGCGUCAUACAGAAAGGGGAGAUUCUACUUCAGUGCCUGUUGGAUAAUACCCCAGUGUUAAAGGACAUCCUCGGGAGGAUCUCCAGGCAGCCCAGCGAGCUGGAGAGCCAUGCAGAUCACCUGUAUGACACUAUCUUAGCCUCUCUGGACACACUGGCUGGCUGCACCCUCAUCCCCGACAACACACCAAUGGCACACAGGAGCGCCAGUGUGAAGGGGAUUAGCCUGGCAUCUUCUCAGGAAGAGAUGUAAUCUGUAAGCCAAAAUCUGGCUAUUGGGAAACUUUCAGAAGUCCUUAUUCUCAUUUGAGGAGGGUGCUUAAGAAAGGAAGAUCUUUUAAGUUUAUAAAGAAAUGAACAAGUCACCUGAACCCAGAGAAGGUAACAUUAGAAGUUAUAAAGCAGACUUCUGAUAGCCCCUCAGAAUAAAACAUUUAAUACAAAAUUAGCCUCUUUAAGAGAAGUUGUGGACUUUAGUUUUGGGGGCUGAGCCACAUAAUCUUAACACCAUCUCGUCCACCUUGGCGUGAACUAAAAUCCUAUGAACGUGACUUUUCUUCAAAAUUUCUCAGACUUUAUGCUGGAAAAUGAGCUGUAAGUUCUAAUAUUUAAAGAUUAACUAUGAAGUAAAACUAUAUAUAAUUCAAUAGUAGCUAUAUAAAAUGCAGUAUUUCAAGUGCCUCUGUUACUCUGGUAUGAUUUAUCAUAAUGCGUAAGUAAGGGCAUGAUCAGAACUAAACUGUGUAUUAUGAUUCUGCCAUCUCUAUUUUAAUCUUGGUUCCACACAUAGUGAGAUUUAAAAAGACAAAACACCUUCCUAGCAGAUAAUUAUAUAUGUAAAAUAUUCUUAAAAGCCUAGAAUUGGUUAAAAAGGUCUAUCUAAUGGCCUCUGUUCUUAAAUUGAUAUAUUUCACCUUCUCUCUGUGGCUAUAAAUUGGUACAUGCCUUUCCAAUGAGUGUGUUACAGGAUAGCCCUUGGGAGUUAAACCCAUUUAUUUACUAACAAACAUUUGAUCGGCAUGAAAGUAAGUCUUACUAGUCAGCAAAAAAAUUGAAGAUGACAACCCUAUAGAAACUAACUGGCUGAUGGUAUUUUAUAGCAGUUGAAUGCUGAACAUGCCAUUCUACCAUUCAACCUGAUAAUUAUAAUCAGCUUCAGCUGACAGGAAUUUUCACAGACUAUUUUAUUUCGGAGUACCCUGUUUCCCAACAAAGUACUGCUUUUACCUAGAGAUGAUCUAAGAUACUUUUGUUCACCUCCUUUGAAAUAAGGUGUGACUGAAGGGUGCCUACUCUGGACCUAGUUGUGAAUGUCACUGAAGCGUAUCAACACAGCUGGUAAUGAUGUCUUCGGCAGUGCUGUAAGAAGUUUAAGACCCCCCCUUACAACUCAAGCUGAAAUUGUUUCUGACUAGGAAGACGCUGCCAGCAGCAUUCCAUGAGCAAAUACAGCCAGGUUAGAUUCAAGUGGCCUGGCUGGCCAGUGCACUGUGGUACAUAUUACCUUAAGGACAGCAGUGGCUUACAGUGACAUAUCAUGUAGUUCCAAAAUCCCAAGUUUACCUGUAUUAUAAUUUCCUAGUAGUCCCCUUAAAUUAGUAGAACUUAAGUCCACAGGGAAGUGGCAGUACUAGGAGCUGGAUUGGCAGUUUCAAAACCUGGCUUCUUGUUGAAGCUCCAUGGCUAAGCUCAUCUGCAGAUAGGAGACAGUGUCAAUACAGGGCUGUUUUGAAGCUUAAAUGGGAACAUAAAGAAGGGCCGAUGUAAAAUAUGCUGCAAUGGCAACAUACAUGCCAAAGGAAAUUUUGGUCCAAGGUCAAAGAACAGGAAGUUACUGCUCAUACCAGAAUGGCUAUCAUCAUUCUGUAAGGAUUCCCAGAGACUGUGACUGCUUAGGUUUAGAACACUCUUCACUUCUGUAAGCUAAUUCAUGGCAGCCACUUAAUAUUUAAAAUAUGGCAAGCAAUAAUUCCCUUUACUGAGUUGAACGGAUUAUUAAAAGCCCAUAAUAGCUUGAAAUAUUUGUACUUGAAAAUAAUGGGGGUAGGAAUGGGAAUUUUUUUUCCCCCCGAAACUGCAUUUAUUGGCAAAUUCAAAAUAGCAAGUAGUGAAGCAUGCUGAAACAUCUUGCAGUAAGCCCCAGUCUGGACUGCCAUGGGGGAAAAAGAACACUAGAAUUUUCCAAACUAAAUAAGUAUGUAAAUGUGCUUACAUCUCAAAUUCACGUAAUGUUUUUUGCUAACUCACCAAGAAUAAGCUGACAGUUUGAACAACUUGCUGUAUAAAACUGAACUACAUCACACUUCUAACAUUUGUAUCAUCUACUUUAAAACACAGUUUCUGAAUUCUUUCCCCCCGUAUACUGUAUUGAUAAGGCAAAAAAACAAACCUUCUGAAGCAUUAAAAAAAAAAUCUUUACCCAAAUACUACUGGUAACUUGAGUAAUUUUUCAGUUGCCUUAUGUGAGGAUGAAUAGAUCCAACAAGCACAUCUAUAAUACAAAGUAAACUGUGAUUUUAUUGUGAAAUUCUCAUAGAUGGAAAAUUAAAUUGAAUAUUUAUUCUGUCCAUUUCAUUUUACAAUAAUCUUACCACUUAUUUUUGUACCGUGUAUUUCAAUUGCCUGUUUAGUGAAAAUAAAGAAACCUAUAAUUUUUGGCUUGUUUUAGCUUAAAUUUUACCAUUGAAUUAAAGACCCCACCACGAAAUGCGUUGCCAACAGCCA